CUGCUUUUUCUCACUCAAAAACUUCCUGUAACCUGAAAACUCAACUAAUUCUCACAACCAUUAGUCUCCGGCAAUGUCGCCGGAGAUCCCGGAGGCUCCACCGCCAGACUCGUAAUUCUUCAUUUCACAAUUUGAAUUGGCGAAACCUGACCCGAAAAAAUCUAAGUAAUGGCUCACAAUCUCAAGCACCGGGUUUUCACGUGCCUUACCAAGCUCUCCGACCGUGAUACUCAGUCUAUAGCGACGUCUGAACUUGAAUCCAUUGCUCGGACUCUUGAACCGAACCAGUUCCAAACUUUUCUCUCCUGCAUUCACUCCACCGACACUUCCGACAAGUCUCCCGUACGGAAACAAUGCGUUAACCUCUUGGCGGUUCUCUCGGAGACUCACGGGAACACUCUCUCGCCGUACCUGACCAAAAUGCUCUCCUCCAUAACCCGGCGGCUCCGCGACCCGGACUCCUCGGUCCGAUCCGCCUGCGUCAACUCCGUCGCCGCGCUCUCCUCGCAAAUCACGAAGCCGCCGUUCAGCUCGUUUCUGAAGCCUCUCUCCGACGCGCUCUUCACGGAGCCGGACUUGCCCGCGCAGAUCGGAGCGGCGCUGUGCUUGGCUUCGGCGAUCGACGCCGCUCCGGACCCGGACCCGGCCAGGCUGGCGAGGAUGUUGCCGAGGUUUGAGAAGUUGCUGAAAUGCGAGAGCUUCAAGGCAAAGUCGGCGCUUCUAGCGCUGAUUGGGAGCGUGGUUGGUACCGGUGCGGCGUCGUUUGGAGGAGUGGUGAAAAACUUAGUGCCUUGCUUGGUCGAGUUCUUGAGUAGCGAGGAUUGGGCGGCGAGAAAGGCGGCUGCGGAGGCGCUACUUAGUUUGGCGGUGGUUCAGAGAGAGACGCUGCCGGAGUAUAAGGCUAACUGCUUGAAAGUGUUCGAAACUCGUCGAUACGAUAAGGUUAAGGCAGUUAGAGAGGUUAUGAAUGAAAUGAUAGAGGCAUGGAAGCAAAUUCCUGAUGUUUCGGAUGAGCUAUCACCGCCACCACCAUCAGCUUCUUCUUCCAAAGAGAAUGGAGGUGAUGGAUGUUACCUGUCUGGGUCCAAAAAUUCUCGUGGUGCUGCUUUCGAAACUCCUCAAUUUAGGAAGAGACCCGUUGUAACUAGCCGGUUGACUCCAGCUGAUAGUUCAUCUGCCACCACUGCUAGGAAGAGAAGUCCUUUGAAGAGCAAUGACAAGAAACCAAAUUCAGCAUUGUUCCGGAAGCUAGGCAACAAGAAACCUUCAGACUGGAAAGUUGAGAUUGCAGUAUCUAAUGCUUCUGGAGCUUUUGAGGUUGAUUGUAAGGAGAGAAAUGAGAAUAUCCCUGAGGGAAGGAGUUUUGAGAAAAAUAAGUUAACAAAGCCUGAAACAAAGCGGGCACUUUUCAGUAAGAAUGUUGAUGGGUACAAGAAUGGAUCUCGUGUGGCUCCAUGUCAAGAGGAGAGCCCAGCAUCUACUGUUGUUGUCAGCAAUAAUGUUACUGAGGAUUUACGUAAGAACCACAAAGAGAGUGAGGAUUUAUCUUUGAUCCGUAACCAACUUGUUCAGAUCGAAAAUCAGCAAUCCAGUCUACUAGAUCUCCUGCAGAGAUUCAUUGGGAGCUCACAAAAUGGAAUGCGCUCUUUGGAGACACGGGUGCAUGGCCUAGAGUUAGCACUGGAUGAGAUCUCAUAUGAUCUAGCUUUAUCAACUGGGAGGAUGACUAAUGCUGAUUCCCUCAGAAUGAAAUGUUGCCUGCUGCCUGGUGCAGAUUUUUUGAGCUCCAAGUUCUGGAGGAAGACAGAAGGCCGGUAUUCAUCCUCAAGGUUUUCUGCUUCCAGUGCCACCCCUUCUGUGCCUGUUAAGCGCUACAGAGCUGAUUUGAAUGGAAAUGCUGAAACCGUGAGUUCAGAGAACCGUAGAAUUCGGCUGCAGGGUGGUGGUGGGUUCAUUGUGAAUCCACUGGCAGAGAUUCAGAGUGAUUCAAGGGGUAUUUCAGAGGUGGCACAUCGCUAAUCAAUGGACAGACAGCAGAUCUGAUGCAUAGUUUGGGCUGGAGCUUUGAGUUUCCUCCCAUUAUAAUUUCAGUUUGGUGAAAAUACCAUCAAAUGAUUAAAGGGUGUGAAGACUUAAGAUGAUCACUUUAUGGAUAUAUUUGGCUCGUCAUGAAGUAGCUUAUUGCAAAUUAUGUGAUGAAAGCAGAUCCUUCUAAUAUAUCACAUAUGGAAGUAGUCUCAAGAUUCUCUUGGAAAAGCCAUAAAGAAGCUAAUUCACUUAAAAAUUCAUCUGGUGCAGCAUUGAUUUUUCUGUAUGAUUCUUUAUUGUACUAAAAUUGAGAACUCGCUCAGAGAGUGAGCCACUAAAUGCCACUAUAGAGGGUGAAAUGUGUAUAGAGGAGUAGAAUUUACUUUUACCUUCUUUUUCUUUUUUUCUUUUUUGGAGAGUCGUUCUCUUUAUUUUGAUUCAUAAUUACUCGAUCUAGAAAAGGCAGUGAAGAUUUGGAUACUAUCAUUGUGAUGAGCAUGCCUAUAUGGUUCAAUUUA
Quercus robur (English oak) is the source of this 2546-nucleotide messenger RNA. Its product is annotated as TORTIFOLIA1-like protein 3. The record is from RefSeq and is a predicted model, not a curated record. Bases 169 to 2019 code for a protein of 616 amino acids. The transcript has 5 exons. Gene Ontology annotation, molecular function: microtubule binding. Gene Ontology annotation, cellular component: microtubule. NCBI's taxonomy places the organism in Eukaryota, Viridiplantae, Streptophyta, Magnoliopsida, Fagales, Fagaceae.